Penaeus monodon (black tiger shrimp) is the source of this 2640-nucleotide messenger RNA. RefSeq lists its product as uncharacterized. Bases 68 to 2635 code for a protein of 855 amino acids. The record is from RefSeq and is a predicted model, not a curated record. Lineage: Eukaryota; Metazoa; Arthropoda; Malacostraca; Decapoda; Penaeidae. Gene Ontology annotation, biological process: transmembrane transport. Gene Ontology annotation, cellular component: membrane. The transcript has 9 exons. Gene Ontology annotation, molecular function: transmembrane transporter activity.
CGCGUUGCUGUUUGACUAAUCUACUAAUUCUGAACCAGAUUAGUUUUUUUAAUGACAGAAUUCCAAAAUGGCGCUGAUAUCGGCUGAACCUACUAUCUUCAUGUACAUGGCAUCUUAUGGGAUUUUAAUAAUCUUAAGCCAGGAUUUCAUCUUGUCUCGUCUGUGUUUUGCGCAACUUGGAGACCCAGACUGUGGGAACAGCAGUGCGCGUUCAGCGUCCUCUUUGACUUCCCCCACCUCCUUCACGUCGCCUCUUAACCUUUACCCGAAUCCCGAAGGAGAAUGGGAGCCCUUAAGAGAUACAGCGGAUCAGAAUUCUAGGGCGCGGGAAGUGCAGGAGGAGGCUGUGAGGCUCUACAUGGGCGCAACUAUCACCCUCUCCAUAACCUCCAUCCUGUCAUCACAGUUCCUGGGACAUUGGAUGGACAGGUGUUCAAAAAAGGUCCUUAUGAUUGCACCCGUUGUGUGCAUGAUCGUGUGGGCACUUGGAAUCGUGUUUCUGGCCACUUUUCCUCAGUUACCCAUCUACUUGAUCUUCAUCGCCAUCGCCAUUGGGAACAUCUCUGGCGGAUACGUGACUCUGAAGUCGGCGGUGACGAGCUACGUGAUCCAGAUAUCCUCGGAGAGCCAAAGGACAGUUCGGCUCAGUAUGUUAGAGGCGGCCAUUUUCCUUGGGGGCGCCGUGGGCCUCCUCUCGCUGCCCUUCCUCACGGACUACUUCGGGGCGACACAUGCUAUGCUUUUCUUAGGUGCUGAAGGUUUGGCUGUCAUUAACUUCCUGUACAUCAUAUUUGUCCUACCCGACGAUGGAGGCCCACCACGAAGCAGCAACUUCGGCGAAGAUGAAAUAAUCGCUCCUGGCGAAUCCCUUCCCCGUGACCACAACUAUGGCUCUUUCCAAGGGGCCGGCCAUUCUGUUCUGUCACAAGGGAGUCACAUCACCGCCAGCCGCCACACAGUCGCCGACAUCGUCGUAACGUCUCCAGAGGGUGAGGAUUGUGGGGAUUUCUCCGACCUUCCAGUUAGUCCCAGAGGAGGUGGGAGUCGCUACGGCACUCCUCCCGAGCUCACUGUCAAGCCCGAAUCCCCGGACAACCAUAGUUCAUAUGGCACUCCCACUCCUGACAUGUUCUCGCAAGAAACAUACUUGCGUGCCCGCUAUGCCCUUAGCGCCGCCCUCGGAAUAGUAACGAGCGUAGCGGGGGUGUCCGACCCAGCCAGCAGGUAUGGGACACCCCCCGAAUACCCAUCAGAUCUACAGUAUGUCCCAGGUGAUUUCUCUGAAGACGCCGGAAGAUCUCGAUGUCAUUCGUAUCCUGCACAAACACGGAUUAGCGUGCAGCAACGAUCUGCAAAAAUGGAUGAAGUAAAGACUGGUGUAAUAAAGGGAGUCUCCAUGCGUGAUGAUUUCUUGACCUUAAGGUGGGGUGAGCGUGUCGGGUUCGAACAAACAGUUGAUGAAGUGGACAGUGAAGAUCUCCAUAAAACACAAGAAGCGCCGAACAAUUUGGACCAAGCUCCGUCAUCACUGUUCCCGGAAAUCGUAGCAGUAACUCAUAGCUUUUGCUUAACUGAUGAUUCCAGCCACGAUAGUGAUCAUCACCACAUUCACUGUGCUGAUUCUUGUAUCAGUGACGUUUCCCAUCCUUGCAUCGAUAACUGCCAUUCCGACGCCUGGCUGGGAGAUAACCAUUAUCCAGAUGGUGAUCAUUGCCACUGCGACGACCCGGACCGCGAUUACCGCCCCAGCGAUGCGUGUGAUGGCCAAGUGAUUCCAUGCGUAUUUACCAAGCAUCGGCUUCAGAGGCCUGCUUCCUCUGUGAGCCUUUAUCAAGAAGCGAAUGUCAAAGAAGAGAAAGAAUUUGAAAAAUCAAAGGAGGAAGAAAGAGACACAGCAAUAACUCAAGCAAAAGGAGAAAAAGGUGAACGAAAAGAGGAAGAUGGGGAACACGAUGGCAUUUUUGGACGUCUUCUUGAUGCUUUGGUAACAACUUUCCGGUACCGGCCAAACGGCGUCCGAAGCAUGGUCGUUGCCUCCGUCAUUGCCAACUUCUUUAUAUCCUUCGUUGUCCCAGCGGAAAUGGAUGUCAUCUUCCUGUAUGUGAAGGCCAAGCUUGGUUGGUCCUUUACCAGCUAUGCAACCUUUUUCGCCCUCAAGUGCGGCGUGGACGGCGUGGCCCUCUUGUUGCUGCUGCCCCUUCUGCGCCGCUGUCUGGGCCUUAGGAACGCCUCCCUCGGGGUCCUGGGAGGCCUAAGUCGUGCUACCUACUUCAUUGUGCUGGGCAGUGCCUACAAGCCCUCAAUGGUAUUUGGGGCUCUGGCGACUGCUGUCUUCGGACAAUAUCUGUUCGUAAGCAUCCGUGCUAUCAUGUCAAGUCUCGUAGACGAAAAUGAGCAAGGCCGAGUCUUCACAGUGCUAAGUUCGGUGGAUCAGCUGGCCCAGCUCUUCGGCUCCCUCGCCUACGAUAACCUCUUCCCAGUCUUCCUCUCGAAGAACAUGCCCGGAGUCACACUCAUGCUGGCUGGCUUUGUCGCGAUCAUACCCACUGUCUUCUUCGGGGUCCUGUACUUCUCCUUGGACAAUGUCACAAGAAGGAAAACGAGCGAGAAGCGCCCGCUGCUACCUGGCAACUAACCAUA